GUCAUAGCUGCUGCAAAAAAAGGCUUCCAGGCUGUUGGAUAUGAGUUAAAUCCGUGGCUAGUUUGGUACUCUCGAUAUCGGGCAUGGAGAGAAGGUGUACACCACAAUGCUAAAUUUUAUAUUUCUGAUUUAUGGAAGGUCAGUUUUUCUCAGUAUUCAAAUGUUGUGAUUUUCGGUGUGCCACAGAUGAUGCCUCAGCUGGAAGAGAAGCUGCAGAUGGAACUACAAGACACAGCCAGAGUUAUUGCUUGCCGCUUUCCAUUUCCACACUGGGUCCCAGACCACAUAUGCGGUGAAGGAGUGGACACUGUCUGGACAUACAACUUUAAAACAUUAAAAAAAGUGAUAGCAUCAGAUGCCCAGAAGGAAAUUUCAUCUGACGCAGCAGUUUAAAAGCAUGUUGCAUAGUUUCAUAGACCACUUCAUCAUUACAGCUUAUCAAGUUGAAGGCAUUUAAAUUAAGUUUGUGGUUGAGUUGCUGACUUUCGAUUUUUCUGUGAGCAAUAAAAAAAAAGCUCAACAAUGAUACAUAUUUCAGCAUGAUUAUAGCUGCAGGAAUUGUGAGCUUACCUUGCUGUUUGGAGACCAUGCAUUUAUUUUGAUAAGUGUAUUCAUUUACUUAGCUUUUCAACUACUCCAUCAAAUUGAAGCAUUCACUAAUUAAAUUACACCCGUGGAAUACCUUACAGACAAUGUCAAUAUUUGCAUUAAUGCAGUGACAGAAAAUCAGUAAGUCACACACAAUGUUUCCCUAAUUAUUGCUCUUAACAGAACAUAAUAUAAUUUUUGUGCAUACAAAUGGCACUGUAUAAUCUAAAGAAUAGGAUAUUGUAGAGAGCUUAUAUAUAUUUGAAAAUGUUCAUUCUCUGAGUUUGAUAUGUGAAAAAUAUUUUCUAUGUCAAUAAAAAUCUUUUUGAUUAAUA
This is a messenger RNA of Bombina bombina (fire-bellied toad), 923 nucleotides long. RefSeq names its product ATP synthase subunit C lysine N-methyltransferase. NCBI's taxonomy places the organism in Eukaryota, Metazoa, Chordata, Amphibia, Anura, Bombinatoridae. The record is from RefSeq and is a predicted model, not a curated record. Gene Ontology annotation, molecular function: protein-lysine N-methyltransferase activity. Gene Ontology annotation, biological process: positive regulation of proton-transporting ATP synthase activity, rotational mechanism; peptidyl-lysine trimethylation; regulation of mitochondrial ATP synthesis coupled proton transport. Gene Ontology annotation, cellular component: mitochondrion.